AUGGUGGAAGUCACAGGGACGACGCCGGUGGACGAGACAGCAUUUGAAGAAGCCCUGGGCGAAGCAGUAUGGAAGGGAUGUGCAAGUGGGUACUGCCUGGAGAUACAGCAAUGGAUCCUGUCUCGCGUACAGUUCUAUGCCAGGUGCAGCUCACUCGACGAGGGCAGCAGCGUCCGCGAAAUGAACGACCUGUCCUUUCUCGAGCUCAAACCGGAGCAUCACAUUCGUCAGAGCACAUUGACUCCUGAUCAGCUCAUCUACGCAUACCUCAACUACCUUCGUGUACAUUUCAAGAGCGAAUUCAAAGACGUGAUGCCGCAACAAGCAACGGAUGUGCCUCCCAUUAUGGUGGCAAACUCGACGCAUCAAGUCCACACCCCUUCAACUACACAUCGCGAGGUCAAGGGUCCAAAGAAGCGCGUGGCCCUCUCCUCGCAGCCGACUGCACCUGCUCCAUCAUGGACGAAUCAGGACUUUCCGCCCCUUGGUGGGGCCCCAAAUAAAGCCACUAAAGCAAUACACACACCGAAAAAGCCGCUCAAAGACAAACGUCGUAUCCGAUCCACGCUUCUGUCCACGACACCGCAGGUAGACGAUGGCGGUGGCGGCAAACUGUUCACUUCUGCCGCAAAUGUCGACGUACCCCUGAAGAAGGACGUGAUGGCAAAAUUCGAGACUCGAUUGAUGGCACCUCCGUCCAGCCUCCAGGAAGGCGCGACUUCCCAUCUGUCGUGUCCCCAACCAUCCAUGGAAAGCACCAACAACCACGACCCGCCACCCCCAGACUUCGACAAUGCACCCGACGUGGAGCAUGAAGUUCUGGUACUCGACGAGAUUGACCAUACGCCAUCCCCUGCGGCGCUGCUGUACUCGUUCUUACUUCAAUCAAAACUCGCCCCCUGCACCACCAUCGAGCUACAAUGGCUUUUCUCCCUCCUCGUUCAAAAGCCUUCCGACAACGACCCAACGUCCAAGCAGUUUGCCAUGUCCGUCUUGAACACAAUUCCAUCCUGGCUCGAAGCGUACGGCGUGGAUAUCCUCAAGCUCGUGAUCGACGCAUUUCAAAAAGCCAGGGUCGCCACACCGCUUCUCGACCGGUUCGUGCUGUACUUAGACCAGUACGAAGGCGAUCGCGCGACGGAAAGUCAAGUCGCCGGCGCGCCGCUUCCAAUCGAAAGCGAAGCAAUCCCGUCCUUGCAUGGCAACUUUGCCCUGCCGUUUCGAGAAGACACGGACUCGAGGCUCCAUUUCCGCACGCCCCACGAAAGCGUCGUGUUUACAAACCGCGAAAAGGCCCGCGACGGGUUUCUCGCGUUGCUGCGGUCGUGGCAGAAUGCCCAGUCUGCCAUCGCCGUCCGCCGUCAAGAGGACGUGCGUCCGCCAUCGGCAGUGUUGGACGACCUGCUCGUGGAGAACCACUGGUGGUUUGCCCAGUUGUUUGUCAUGGAGUUGCUUCAAGUAGCGGCCAACCCCGUGGGCGAACACGACCACGACCUCGUGCGUCAGAUCAUCCACGACGACAAGCAGCUCAAGAAUGCUGACCGGCUGCGGAAACUACACCAGAGAUUCACGCAUGUGCCGUCGACGCAACCGCAAUUGACGUUGGAAAAGCCACGAGAUCCAUCCCAUGCAGCAGCACCAUGCGCCGCCGCCGCCUCGUUCCCGGACAACCAGCGCUUUUUCUAUGACUUUUUGGUCAUGACCAACCAUUUCCAGUUUUCGUCGUUGGUGGCUGUGGUGCUGCAGUCGCAUCUGUGCCAAACCCUCGCAACGUUUCAACCAACGUCGUCGUCGUCGUUGUCGACCACGGCCAUGCGAAAACAAUUCAAUGUCAAAGUGCUCCAAGCCAAGUUGCUCGGCAAGUUUCUCGGGUGGCUCCACUACGCGCCAUGCUGGUCGUCCACCCCUCGCUCGUUUAGUAAACACAACGCCGCCAUGGAAGCCGCCACUCGCGAAGCUAUUGGCAUGCGCAACCACGUCCAAGUGCCCCUCGACAUUGCGUCUUAUAUUACGACGGCCGUGGCCCAACAUACGCUCAUGGCCCACGUUCCUUGGGUGUGCGAAUACAUGGCGAUGGUGGCAAAAGACCCGGUGGCGUGCGCCACCGCGUACUUUCGGGCCGUGCUAGCAAGGCUGCACCAAGUGUUUUGUUCCCGUCGAUUGAACGAAUCGCCGCGGGAAAACGCGUGGUUCGUGGCGCUGCAACUGGAAGCGUUGUUGAAGGGCACUCCACAUCAACAACAACCAUCGCAGGCCGGGAUGAUGGUGGCGGCAAGACGACUGGUGCCGUCGAUGAGUGGCUCCACUGCCACCGACGACGAAAGCAACAACGUCGCGACCUUGCUGGACGAACCUUGUCAAGGCAUGGACGGUACCUUGUUCCUUGCCAACAACUUGUUUGUCCAAUGUUGUGUUCAAGACGUGCCGACGUUUCGGCGAUUCCUGCAAACGAUCCAUCAAGAUGACAAGCAAGCGACGAGCCGCAAAGUCAAACUUCGACCGCUGGUCGUCCAAGAACCGUCGCUCCUGGCGCCGUCGCUAGACACCCCGCCACCGUCGACGCCACCGUCCACGUCUUCGCCGUUUUCUCCAAAGAACCUCGUCGAGUCGGCGCUAACACUGGCGUUUUACAAGCAAUACCCGAGCGUGAAACCUACGAUCGAAUUCGUGGUCGACACGAUGAUGACCAACGUGUGUCAUUUUGCCAACACGACGCUGCUGCAGCCUGCCGCGGCGGCGUUCGUCGAUCGAUUGCAUGCGACGAUGGACCCGACCCUUGUGAAAGACGACCAAACGAAUUGGAUCAGUGCACAAGUUCGGCUGCACUUGCCCGCGGCCAAGGCGCAGGCCUGCCGCCAAGCUCGGGAAGCGUCGCAACCAUACUGCAGACACCAUAUUCCAUUGGCCAUGACGUCGCUGCUGUCGCCAACUUUGCCCCAUUGCGUCAAGGCAAUCGCCAUUGACCUCGCCACGGAACGCGCCGUGGCCAGUCUCGAUACCCUCGUACACACCAGUUUGGCCAUGGAGUUUACCAAGCACAUUGUGGCGCGCAUGCGAAAGAUGAAAAAAGAGUCUACACCACCAACGCCCAUCUCUACGGCGUCCACGGCGCUUGAUCGGAUGUAUGCCCUCUCCAAGCUUGUGCUGGAGGACGACCCGAUCGUCCAUCUCCGUGCAUUUGCCGACCUAGUGACGUGCACACAAGUGACUCCAGUCGUGCUGUGCUGUUUGUCUGACACGCUGCCCCACAUCCCCCUCGACCACCCAUCGGUUGUGGCCGACGUCGUGCGGUGUAUUCACCACGUCCUCGUUGCACCACCACAUACCCACGAAACGUUUGCGGCGGCGUUGGUCACGUCCAUCGUGUCAGCGUCGCUGAACCGCGAUAAGACGGACCUGACCGUCCAGUUGAUUCGGGAUCUGUGCGACGUGUGGCCGCCGUUGGGAGGAUCCAUUCAGGCCGUUAUCAUGCAUGCUCGUCAUACACACGGCGACCUCGUUCGCCGAGUCUAUAGCCACAACGCGCUCCUCUUUGCCACUGCUAUGGCCGCCAUCACGCUUGCAUCGACCCCCCACCCGUCGACGUCCCCCGCUGUAAUUUAUUAAUCGAGACAUAUCUUGUUGUCGAUUUAACACUAUUAAUGGGUCAAAAUAUGCCCGACGAUGUCGU
This is a messenger RNA of Aphanomyces astaci, 3670 nucleotides long. RefSeq lists its product as hypothetical. The record is from RefSeq and is a predicted model, not a curated record. The transcript has 7 exons. Lineage: Eukaryota; Oomycota; Saprolegniomycetes; Saprolegniales; Verrucalvaceae. Gene Ontology annotation, cellular component: nucleus. Gene Ontology annotation, biological process: chromatin organization. Bases 1 to 3606 code for a protein of 1201 amino acids.